UGAUAGCAUACAGGCGUUUAGAAAUGAAGCAGCUCUUUUGAAUUUAAUAAUGAGAGAUACAUUUCGAAAACCUAUUCAGGCUGAAGGUAUUCUCCUAUUUAUGCAAGUAUCUUCAAAUAAGCGUAAGGACUAUUUUGCUGUACCGUUCAUGUUAGCUAAGAGUAACGAAUACGUUGAAAGAAAAAUCAUAUCAACGACCGAAGAAACAGUCAAGAAGAAUUGCAUGUGCUCAAAGAUAUAUGAUCCUAUUUGCGGAUCAAAUGGUCAAUCCUAUUAUAAUCUGUGUCAAUUGGAAUGUGAAAAUAAAAACGGCACCGUGUCUGUUAAGCACCAAGGGAACUGUAUACCUUAUAAAUGAUAUUAAUUCUAUUUCAACGAAAGGUAAUUAUUAAUAGGAGGGUGCAAUAAAUCGAUGUGUUUUAUUGUUA
Nymphalis io (European peacock) is the source of this 428-nucleotide messenger RNA. RefSeq names its product turripeptide Pal9.2-like. The coding region runs from base 50 to 358 and encodes 102 amino acids. The record is from RefSeq and is a predicted model, not a curated record. Lineage: Eukaryota; Metazoa; Arthropoda; Insecta; Lepidoptera; Nymphalidae. Gene Ontology annotation, molecular function: protein binding. The transcript has 4 exons.